Salvia splendens (bonfire salvia) is the source of this 1953-nucleotide messenger RNA. RefSeq names its product ethylene-responsive transcription factor RAP2-7. Lineage: Eukaryota; Viridiplantae; Streptophyta; Magnoliopsida; Lamiales; Lamiaceae. The transcript has 9 exons. Gene Ontology annotation, biological process: regulation of DNA-templated transcription. Gene Ontology annotation, molecular function: DNA binding; DNA-binding transcription factor activity. The record is from RefSeq and is a predicted model, not a curated record. Bases 363 to 1643 code for a protein of 426 amino acids.
AAGCUAAGGUUGCACAAGUUGGAAGAGAGCUACAUUGAUUUCACAGUAUUAAUCAACCCUCCUUCUAUUUUAUUCUUCUUCUUCCUCCUUCUUCAUUAAAGCAACCACCCAAUUAAAAUGCAACUCCUCUGACUUCCUUUUUCCAACUCUCUCUCCUCUCUCUCUCUCUGCAUAUACAUACAUAUAUACAACCCUUUGCCUGUAUCUAUAUCCCUCGGUUUUGCUUCUGUUUUCUUGUUGCAGUUUUUUCAAACAAAUGCAUAUACAGUUACAGAUUCCGUUUCCUUCACUCUCUCUCUCUACAUUCUUCAUCUGAUUUCAACUACCUUCAUUUCACACUUUUUCACGCACCUGAGAGUGACAUGUUGGAUCUGAAUGUUGGCGCCGCCUUCUCCGACGACGACCUCAGCUGCCACAACGCCGCCACCACCGCCGAUUCCGUCGCCUCCACGACCACUUCCGCCACCAAUAAUGCCGCCGCCGCCGAGGUCGACAGCCGCAACACCUCCGUCUCCACGCUCAAUUUCUCAAUCCUCGACAAGUAUGUGAUCGAGAUCGAGGAUGACGUCAGCAUCGCCGCCAACGAGCUGCAGCUCUUCCCGAUCGCCGAUUCGACUCCUGCCGCUGUGGUUAGAGAGAAGUAUUGGCUGAAUCUGUCGGUGCCGGAGGGCUCCGCCGGGGUGGAAUUGGGGAUUUAUAAGGCGCAGCUGCCGGAGACUGCUCCGGUGCAGCCGAAGAAGAGCAGGCGUGGGCCCCGCUCCAGGAGCUCUCAGUAUCGUGGAGUUACUUUCUACCGUAGGACUGGAAGAUGGGAAUCGCAUAUUUGGGAUUGUGGCAAACAAGUGUAUUUGGGAGGAUUUGAUACAGCACAUGCUGCAGCUCGGGCAUAUGAUCGUGCUGCAAUCAAGUUCCGUGGAGUUGAUGCUGACAUCAAUUUCACCAUCAGUGAUUAUGACGAGGAGAUGAAACAGAUGAAGAGUUUGUCGAAGGAAGAGUUUGUUCACAUUCUGCGUCGCCAGAGCAAUGGGUUCGCCCGGGGAAGCUCCAAGUAUAGAGGCGUUGCUCUGCACAAAUGUGGUCGUUGGGAGACACGAAUGGACCAAUUCGUUGGAAAGAAGGCAUAUGAUGAAGCAACCAUCAAAUCUAAUGGGAGAGAAGCCAUUACCAAAUUUGAGUUUAGCAACUAUGACAAGGAGAUGAACUUAAGCUCCGGAAAUGGAGGUAAUGGCAGCAGUCUUGAUCUCAACCUCGGGAUGUCUUUAUCUUCCGAUGGGAAUGACACUACCAGAAAUCAGCAUUAUCCUGCUCCCGAUGGGAAGAGAUUAAAGGUCGAGCCAAUCUCUGCCCCUCAAGAACUAAUGCAAAAGUAUCCUACCAUGUGGGCUGGCAUCUAUUCUGGUUUUACCCCAAACGAUAAGGAAUUAGCUACAAGAAUGAGUGGUGAAGCUGUUCCUUUGCCUGGAUACAGCUCAAACUGGCCAUGGAAAAUGCCAAGUCACGGUAUGGUCACCCCGGUCCCCGUAUUGGCUUCUUCUGCAGCAUCAUCAGGAUUCUCUUCCGCAACUUCUCCAUACUUCACUUCUUCCGUGCCAUUGACCAAUCGGGCACAAUUUCCUACAACAGCUUUCCACAGCCUUCAGUGACCCUUCCUUGCAAGUUCGAAUCACCACAGCCACAAGUAUUAUCAGUAACAGGAGCGGAACGACCCUCAUUUUAGUCUGUUUGAGAUUUGGCUAGCAAAAGAAGCCAUGCCAACUGGGGUGAAUCGUCUCAGCAGCCAUACGUAUAGCACAAAUAAUAGAUUGACCAAAUUAUAUGUUGUGUAUAUAUUGGUACGAUGAUUCUGAAGAGUGAAUACUGUGUAGAAUUCGAUUGCUGUUGCAACCCAUUGUGAACUCUUGUUUGCGUCCAUCUUUUUGAGCUAUAAAUGAGAAAUGCAGAUAUUCUUCUUUA